Molecule: messenger RNA, 3914 nt
Organism: Sceloporus undulatus (fence lizard)
Lineage: Eukaryota; Metazoa; Chordata; Lepidosauria; Squamata; Phrynosomatidae
Gene: ATP13A1
Product: ATPase 13A1
Biological process (GO): intracellular calcium ion homeostasis; extraction of mislocalized protein from ER membrane
Cellular component (GO): endoplasmic reticulum membrane
Molecular function (GO): ATP binding; ATP hydrolysis activity; membrane protein dislocase activity
Source: RefSeq, a predicted model, not a curated record
CUGACCCGGAAGUAGAAGCGGCGGCGGGGAUGGUGGUUCCCGGAGCCAAGAUGGCGGCGGCAAUAGCAACAUCAUCCUCGCCCGGUCCCGGUCCCGGGGACGACCUGGUCCAGGCGGUGGUUCCGUACCGGCGUCGUUCCCGGCUGCUGUGGGGGACGGUGCUGCCCUUCUGCGCGCUGUACCCGCUGUGGCUGUGGCUGUGGGGCUCCUGCGCCUGCGCCUGGCUCUGGGGGGGCAGCAGCAGCGCCGCCGCCGUCGGGCCCGAGGCCCCUGAGGCAGCCCUCCUGGCCCUGGCCGCCAUCGGCGCCGCCCACCUCCUCACCGCCCUCGCCGGCCUCUGGAGCGUCUCCGUCCACUGCCUCCUCUACUGCUCCUCGGUGCGCAGUCCAAGAAAAGCCACAUUGGCAAAAGUUGUGCCAACCCCAAAUAACGGCUCUGCAGAAUUGGUGCCACUUCACCGAGACCAGGGGGAAGAUGGACAAGAAGUCCUUUCCUUUGAAUUUCAGAAAAUCAAAUAUUUCUAUGAACUCAAUGAGAAGAAAAAAUUCUUUCCUGUAGCAUUCCCUGUGGAACAUCCACUGCAGUAUUAUCAAAAUGCACGAGGCUACCAGGAAGACAAAGAAAUCAAAGCAGCAGAGAAGAAAUAUGGCACCAACAAGGCAGAGAUGGUUGUGCCAGAAUUUCUUGAGCUCUUCAAAGAGAGAGCAACAGCCCCUUUCUUUGUCUUUCAGGUAUUCUGUGUGGGACUAUGGUGCUUGGAUGAAUACUGGUAUUACAGUGUCUUCACCCUUUCCAUGCUGGUGGCUUUUGAAGCAUCUCUCGUCCAGCAGCAAAUGAGGAACAUGUCAGAGAUCCGAAAAAUGGGCAACAAGCCCUACAUGAUCCAGGUUUACAGAAACAGGAAAUGGCGGCCAAUUUCCAGUGAUGAGAUCAUUCCAGGGGACAUUGUAUCAGUCGGCCGCUCACCCCAUGAAAACAUUGUGCCAUGCGAUGUGCUGCUGCUGCGAGGAAGAUGCAUUGUAGAUGAAGCUAUGUUGACUGGAGAGUCUGUGCCUCAGAUGAAGGAACCAGUGGAAGAGCUGGACCCAGAUCAUGUCCUGGACAUGCAGGCAGAUUCCAGGUUGCAUGUCAUUUUUGGGGGAACAAAAGUUGUGCAGCACAUCCCACCACAGAAGGCCAGCACCGGCCUGAAACCUGUUGAUAAUGGAUGUGUAGCAUAUGUUUUGAGAACAGGCUUCAAUACAUCUCAGGGGAAGCUUCUGCGAACGAUUCUGUUUGGUGUGAAACGAGUGACAGCCAACAACUUGGAAACUUUCAUCUUCAUUCUCUUUUUGCUUGUCUUUGCCAUUGCUGCUGCAGCAUAUGUGUGGAUUGAAGGUACCAAGGACCCCAGCAGGAACCGUUACAAACUCUUUCUGGAAUGCACUUUAAUCCUCACCUCGGUUGUUCCACCUGAACUCCCCAUUGAAUUGUCUUUGGCUGUGAACACCUCACUUAUAGCUCUUGCCAAAUUGUAUGUUUAUUGCACAGAACCAUUCCGCAUCCCAUUUGCAGGCAAGGUCCAGAUUUGCUGCUUUGACAAAACCGGCACACUCACUAGUGACAACCUAGUGGUGAGGGGUGUGGCUGGGCUCAGGGAUGGGAAAGAUGUGACCCCUGUGUCAGACAUUCCUAUUGAAACACACAGAGUCAUUGCCACGUGCCACUCCCUGAUGCAGCUGGAUGAUGGGACUCUGGCGGGUGAUCCACUGGAGAAGGCCAUGCUAACUGCUGUGGAAUGGACUGUGACCAAAGAUGAGAAAGUUUUCCCCCGAAGUAUUAAAACUCAGGGACUGAAAAUUCACCAGCGCUUUCAUUUUGCCAGUGCCCUGAAAAGAAUGUCGGUCUUGGCUUCCUACGAGAAGGUCGGCUCCACUGAUCUGUGUUACAUUGCAACGGUGAAGGGGGCCCCAGAGAUGCUGCACAGAAUGUUCUCUCAGUGCCCAAGUAGCUACAAUGGUAUCCACACAGAGAUCUCCCGUGAAGGAGCUAGGGUCCUGGCGCUUGGCUACAAGGAGCUGGGACACCUCACUCAUCAGCAGGCACGAGAGAUAAAGCGGGAGGCCCUUGAAUGCGAUCUGCGGUUUGUGGGCUUCAUUGUGGUCUCUUGCCCCCUCAAAGUGGACUCCAAGCCAGUUAUCCGUGAGAUCUUGAAUGCCUCUCAUCAUGUAGUGAUGAUAACAGGGGACAACCCUCUGACUGCGUGCCAUGUGGCCCAGGAGCUGCAUUUCACCCAAAAGGAGCAGACACUCAUUCUGCAGCCGCCCAGUGACAAAGGGUCCAGCUGGCAGUGGCAGUCAAUCAGUGGCACUGUCACACUCCCAAUCAUCCCACCCUCUCUGCAGGAACUGACCAGGCACCACAACCUGUGUAUCACAGGGGAGGGCCUCUCUCAGCUGCAAGCCAUGGACCCCCAACUCUUGCUGCGUCUCAUUCCACAUGUGCAAGUCUUUGCUCGCGUUGCACCCAAGCAGAAGGAGUUUGUGAUCACAACACUAAAGGGGCUUGGCUAUGUGACAUUGAUGUGUGGCGAUGGGACCAAUGAUGUGGGGGCUCUGAAGCAUGCGGAUGUGGGAGUGGCCCUACUAGCCAAUGCACCUGAACGAAUCCCUGAACGUAGGAAGAAGCCGCGUGAUGGCCCUGCUGAUGGGAAGCCUGCUUUGCCCCCAUCCAUCAUUGGUAGCAACAUGAGGCCCACCUCCCGAGCUGCCAAGCACAGGCUUAUGUCUCACAGAGAGGAGCAGCUCGCCAUGCAGCGGGAGAGGAUCAGUCAGGUACUGAAAGAUUUGGAAGAGGAACAAGUGCCCAUUGUGAAGCUGGGUGAUGCCAGCAUUGCAGCUCCUUUCACCUCCAAGCUCUCCUCUAUACAGUGCAUCUGUCACGUGAUCAAGCAGGGCCGUUGCACCCUAGUUACAACACUCCAGAUGUUCAAGAUCUUGGCCUUGAAUGCACUCAUCCUGGCCUACAGUCAGAGUGUCCUUUACUUGGAAGGGGUAAAGUUCAGUGAUUUCCAGGCUACGCUACAGGGGCUGCUGCUAGCUGGCUGCUUUCUUUUCAUCUCCCGGUCCAAGCCUCUGAAAACCCUCUCCCGGGAGCGUCCACUCCCUAAUAUCUUCAAUCUCUACACAGUUUUAACUGUGCUGUUGCAGUUCAUGGUGCAUUUUGUCAGCCUGGUUUAUCUCUAUCGAGGUGCACAGGCCCGCAGUGACCCCAAGAAAGAUGACUUCGUGGACCUCUACAAGGAGUUUGAACCCAGCCUAGUGAAUAGCACUGUUUACAUCAUGUCCAUGGCAACGAUGGCCACCUUUGCCAUCAAUUAUAAGGGGGAUGGCCAUCCAUUCAUGGAAAGUUUGCGGGAAAACAAACCUCUACUGUGGAGCAUCAUUUUGUCAGGAUUGGCAAUUGUAGCCCUUCUAACUGGCUCAUCUCCAGAGUUCAAUGAACAGUUUGGAUUAGUAGAUAUCCCAACAGAGUUUAAACUCGUGAUUACUCAAGUUCUGCUGGCCAAUUUCUUCACUGCCCUGCUCAUCGACAGAGUCUUGCAGUUCCUUCUGGGCAGCACAAAGCUCAAAGUGCCUUCUUGAAAUGGCCCAUUCCUCCUUCCCUGGCUGAAGUGAAGGACAACACAAGAGAACAGCCACCAUGCAGCAUUGCAAAAGGAGUAUUUAUUCUUGGACUCCAGUUUGGUACUGGCAAGCAAUUUCCCACUACUGUAUGUUACUUUGGAACCCGCAGCAAAGGUUGUGAAGGGGGCUACACUAACUUUCACAUGUUUACUGAAGAUGACAACAAUUGUUGACUUUUGUACUGUCCCUAUGCUCCUGGAAAGUGGUCAUGGGAUUUGGUAAUUAAAUGGCAAUCAGUGCAUUUUAAAA